Messenger RNA from Aureococcus anophagefferens, 1302 nucleotides. RefSeq lists its product as hypothetical. The transcript has 2 exons. The annotation marks the transcript as partial. The record is from RefSeq and is a predicted model, not a curated record. NCBI's taxonomy places the organism in Eukaryota, Pelagophyceae, Pelagomonadales, Pelagomonadaceae.
CGAUCAAAGGACGCCUCUCGUCUCGGCGCUUGGCAGCGUGCGCCGACGCUCCACGCCGCCCGUCGCACCGCACCGCCGCAUCGAUCAUGGUCAAGUUCGUGCCCGUCGCGGACCCGGAGGCGCCGCGCUGGGAGCAGGACGAGGCCAAGUUGGCCAAGCACCGCCAGUUCGACUCCAUGGUCAUCUCGCGCGACGCCACGGAGCGGCGCGCGCUGGGCCGCGGCCGCGGUUCGACGACGGAGAAGCCGCAGACCAACCGGGGCUUCGAGCAGGGCUCCGUCGGCUGGGGCGUGCUCGGGUCCUUCGGCAGCGAGCAGCGCGACGGCGCGGCGCAGGCGGGCGCGCGCAAGGGCGAGGGCAACCUGAAGAUGGUGCAGAACGACAAGGGGCUCUGGCCGACGCGCGAGCUCUCGCGCGAGGAGCGCGAGCGCGCGGCCCUGGACCGCAAGAUGCGCGAGGCCGCGCGGCGGCCGGACCCGGCCGCGCGGCGCCGCUCGCCGGACCGGCGGCGGCGGCCGCCGCGCGACGACCGGCGGGCGCCGCCGCGGCGGGAGCCGCCGCGCGACGCGCCGCGGACCGCGCCGGCGCCGCGCGCCGACGACCGCCCCCCGCCGUCGAAGCGGCCGCGGUCGCCGCCGCCGCCCGCGCGGGAGCCGUCGCCCGCGACGGACGACGCGCCGGCCGACUUCGCGUUCACGUGCUGCCAGCUCGUGGACCGCGUGCUCGAGGUCUUCAACUCCGACGCGCCGCCGGCGGCGCGGCGCGGCGCCCUCGCGGGCUGCUUCGCCGACGCGGGCCUCGCCGUCGCGCCGCUCCGCGCGGGCAACCGGCCGUCGUCGGGCGCCGGGCCCUCGGCCGUCGACGCGAUCGUCGCGGCGUCGAGCCGCCUCGGCCGCGCGACGCCCAAGGUCCGCGUCUUCAUGGAGGCCGGCGACGAGGCCGAGACGCCGCCGGGCCCCGGCGACGCGAGCUUGUGCUUGGACGUCUACGCGAAAGGCGAAGCGCCGGGCCUCGCGGCCGUGCUCAAGGGCGCGCCGGCGACGACCCUCGUCCUCUGGCGCGCCCAGGGGAACAAGAUCACCCACGCCUGGGUCGCGCCGGAGCGCGAGGGCUUCGAGAACGACUGGGCGGCCGUCUCCGAGGAGAGCGUCCUCGAGUCGCGCGCCAUGGCCGCGACGAACGAGAUCCUUGAGGCCGAGCUCCCGCCGGGCCGCGACUUCUGGGCCUUCCACUUCAACAACUACGAGACGGACAUCGACCUCGUGUGCUAGAGGCGAAAGUAAAAGAGUUUGCUGAACAUUC